UAAAUGUUAUUUAAUCCUGAUCUUCUUGAAGUUGUUGAAUUCAGACAGAGGUUAGGAUGUUUUAUUUUGUUGAUUUUUAUUGUAUUCUUUAUUUACAACCAAUCUGGAAUAACAAGUACAAGUAUUUGCAUAAUUUUUUUUUUAGUAUGGUUGAGCAAGAUGUCAAUGGUACCCAACCACUGUUUAUUGCAAAUGAGGGUAAAGUUGUCUCCUUGGGAGAUGAUUUCAUGCGUUUAACUAGAAAAUACACUAUUGAAGAGCUUCAAGAUAACAAUGAGGAGGGUUCUUUUAUCAUUUUUGGUACAAUCCAAGGUAUUGUUGAGGAUGGAGGUUGGUGGUAUUCUGCUUGUGUGUGUGGAAAGGGUAUCUAUCCUCAAAAUGGUGUAUAUUACUGUGAUUUUUGUUUGAAGCACAUAACUAAUGUGACUCCAAGAUUUAAAAUUAAAAUAACAGUUGAAGAUCAUAGUGGGGAGGGUAUUUUCCUUCUCUUUGAUCAUGAGGCAUCUUAUUUGCUUAAGAAAUCAUGUGCUGACUUGUUUACCGAGGUUCAAAGAGAUGCAAGUAAUAGCUUGUAUGUGGGGAUACUUAUCCUCCCAUAUUCCAAGGGCUCAUUGGAAAGAAGUUACUGCUGAAGGUUGAUACCAAAGGUGUGCCACAUGAUACAUUUUAUGGCACUUUCUGAGUUAGGAGAAUAUAUGAUGAUCCCACCAUUAUUUCCAUGUUUGAGCUUCCCGAUUAUGAUGCUGAUGAUGAG
Molecule: messenger RNA, 754 nt
Organism: Arachis ipaensis
Lineage: Eukaryota; Viridiplantae; Streptophyta; Magnoliopsida; Fabales; Fabaceae
Source: RefSeq, a predicted model, not a curated record